AGCUGUGCAUCAAGGCAGUGACUUUCAUCGUUAUUUCUUAUAACUUCUGAUCCAUAUUUGAGGAACCUUUACUGAAUUUUUCUAUUUGACUGGGUGCACUGAUAUAUUUUUGCUCCCUGUGUUCAAUUAUUCACUUUUUUUCUUUGAACCUUGAGAGAAAAAUAAACCAGGAAGAAUCCAGUUAUAUGGGCUUCCAGAUUCAUCAAAACUGUGCUAUAAUCCCUUUUAAUUCCUUAUGGAGGAGGGAUCCAAACUCUGCUGAAGUCAACGUGAAUCUCUUGCUAACUCUUGUGUUACCUUACUGGUUAUUCUACCUUUGGCUCUAUAAGGAUGACUUUCAAUUUCACAUCCUUACAUCUGAUUUGAAGUGACGGUGAGAGGAAGCAUAAGGUAUCUCUCAUUCUGUUUGGACUCCUUGUUUACAGAAGAGUGAUGGAGAUGCUAUUAAGCACAAAAGGGAUCACCAUAUGCCUGUUUUUCUUUGUAUUGAGUUUGGCAGCAGCUAUUGAAAUACCAUUAUCAGUUGCACAGCUUCCAACAAUCACGGAGCAGUCUCACACCCAAGUUGCGUACCCUUUUGAUGAGGACUUUACGAUUAAAUGUGAAGCCCGAGGAAACCCACAGCCCACCUUCAACUGGACUAAAGAUGGAAAACCGUUUGAUUUAUUAUCUGACCCGAGGAUAGUUACAUCUAACAACUCUGGAACAUUUGUGAUUCAAAACCGUGGAAUCAUCACCAAUUUUCAAGGGAAAUAUCGUUGCUACGCAUCCAAUGUGCUGGGAACUGCCAUGUCAGAAGAAAUUGAGCUAAUUGUUCCAAGUGUACCAAAAUUCCCCAAAGAAAAAAUUGAGCCCCUUGAUGUGGAGCAUGGUGAUUCUGUGAUUUUGCACUGUAACCCCCCAAAAGGCAUCCCACCUUUGCAUAUCUAUUGGAUGAAUAUUGAUUUGCAGCACAUUCCGCAAGAUGAAAGGGUCUCCAUGAGCCUUAAGGGAGAUCUCUACUUUGCAAACGUGGAAGAAAAUGACAGUCGAAGUGAUUAUUGUUGCUUUGCAGCGUUUCCAAGACUGAGGACGAUUGUUCAGAAAAUGCCAAUGACGCUGAAGGUUUCCCGUUUUAAGCAUGCUAAUGACUCAGGCUCACCUAACGCUGCAGUUACUAAGGCAAAUUUCAUCAAGGAGAGAAAACCCAAACUGCUGAUCCCUCCUGAAUCUGCUGGCAGUAGCUCAUCAGUCACUGUCAUCAAGGGAGGUGUCCUGCUCCUCGAAUGUAUUGCUGAAGGGCUCCCAACUCCUCAUCUAAGCUGGGUCAAGCUCACUGGGAACUUGCCCAAGGACGAACCAGAAACAGAAAAUUUUGGGAAGAUAUUGAAGAUAGAGCAAGUGACUGCAGCCGAUGAAGGAACAUACCAGUGCACGGCAAGCAACCCCAUGGGGAGAGCCAAGCACGAGUUCCACGUUCACGUGGAAGAGCCUCCUCGGUGGAUAAAGGAGCCCGAAGGUGGUGUUUACAGUGUGGGGACAAAUCUUGUGCUGCUGUGUGAAGCCAUCGGCAACCCAGAGCCAACCAUUCAGUGGAAACUUAACGGGAUGCCCAUCGACAGUAGGACCUUCAGAGGGAGAAUCUCUGCCAGAGAGAUCAGCCUUACCAACCUUCAGCUCCACGACAGUGCUGUGUACCAGUGUGAGGCCAGCAACAAGCACGGCACCAUCCUCGCCAGCGCCAACGUGAAUGUCCUCAAUAUUGCUCCCUUAAUUCUGACCUCGGACGGUGAGAACUAUGCCACAGUUGUGGGUUACAGCGCCUUCCUGCACUGUGAAAUCUUUGCCUCGCCUGCAGCAGAUAUUAGAUGGACUAAGGAUGACAGCAUAGAGCCACUUUCAACGUUACGCUAUGAGCUAAAUAAGAAUGGCACCCUAGAGAUCAAACAAACAAAGAAAGAAGACUCAGGAUCGUAUGCUUGCUGGGCUGCAAACUCUGUUGGAAAAAGAGCAAUCACUGCUAAUCUGGAUAUAAGAGAUGCUACAAAACUUGUUGUUACUCCGAAGAACCCCCGAGUGUUGAAAUCACAUUCAAUUUUAUUGAAAUGUCAGUCUGAGUAUGAUUCACACUUGAAACACAGUUUUAAAUUAUCCUGGAGGAAAGAUGGAGAUGAGCUGCCAGUCAAGAGCACGGAAGAUGGCAGGAUAAUUCUGGACAGGGACACGCUGUUCAUCUCCAGCGUGACACUGGAGGAUCAAGGAGUUUACACGUGUGUGGCGAGCACUUCCCUGGACAGUGUCACAGCCGAAACACAGUUAAUCGUUCUCGACGUUCCUGAUCCACCAGAAGACCUUCAGCUCUCAGAAAAUCAAAACCGAAGUGUUCGACUAUCCUGGAAAGCUGGGGCCAGCCACAACAGCCCUGUUAAUGAGUCGAUUGUCGAGUUCGAAGAGAACCGUGGGGAGCCGGGGAGGUGGCAGGAGCUGAGCCGUGUCCCCGGGAAUGACACCACCACCCUUUUGUCACUGGCCCCCUACGUCAAUUACCAGUUCCGUGUGGUAUCUGUGAACGCUGUGGGAAGGAGCCAGCCCAGCAAACCCUCCCUGCGCUACGCAACGCCUCCGGCUGCUCCAGACAAGAACCCAGAAAACAUCCGAGUUGAAGCUUCUGAACCAAAUGAAAUGGUGAUGAAAUGGGAGCCAUUGAAACCCAUGGAGAGGAACGGGCCGGGGCUGGAGUACAAAGUCAGCUGGCGGCAGCGGGGAGUCGAGGCAGACUGGAACGAGGAGACAGUGAAGAAGCAUUCCCUGACCCUGAGAAACACUCCCACCUUUGUGCCUUAUGAGAUCAAAGUCCAAGCAGUAAAUAAUUUAGGAUCUGGUCCGGAACCAAACAUCACCAUCGGGUAUUCGGGAGAGGACGUUCCAGAUGCCGCUCCUUCCGGUGUGUCGGUGGAUGUUGUGAACAGCACACUGGUCAAAGUCUUCUGGUUUGGAAUACCAAGGGACAGAGUUCGUGGACAUUUAAAAGGCUACAAGGUCAGUUGGUGGAAAACAAAAAGCAUGCUGGAUGGAAAAAGGCAUCACCCGGAGAAACACUUCCUAACGUUUGUAGGAGACAGAAACUAUGGGAUGAUUCCCGGUCUAGAGCCCUUCAGUGAAUUCCGCUUGAGUGUUUUGGCUUACAACGCCAAAGGAGAUGGACCAGAAAGCUCCCCCAUUGUGUUUGAAACUCCAGAAGGAGUCCCCGAUCAACCACGAUUCCUAAGGAUCCUGAACUUUGACAAGGACUCCGUCACUCUGUCAUGGGGACUUCCCAAGAAAGCAAACGGCCACCUCACUGGCUACAUUUUGCAAUACCAGAUAAUAAAUGAAACGCACGAAAUCGGACCUCUGAGCGACGUCAGCGUAACCAACCGCUCCACGCUCAGCUGGAGGCUGUCGGGUCUCAGCCCCAGCACCAAGUACAAAUUCUAUGUAAAGGCUUGUACAGUCAAAGGCUGCGGGAAGCCAGUCACAGAAGAAGGACUAACGAUGGCUCAAGGGAGUAAAGGGAGCGGCAAGAUUUCAGAAGCAGUAAAGCCCACCCAAAAGUUUCACCCCAUUGAGGCACUUGAGCCUGGAACUGAAUAUACAGUUCGUCUAGUGACUAAGAAUUGGGUUGAUAACAAUAGCAUUUUUGAAGAUGUAAUUGAGACAAGGGGGAGAGCCUAUGCUGGCAUUUACGAUGGAAUUUCCACCCAGGGGUGGUUUAUUGGACUGAUGUGUGCCAUCGCUUUGCUCACCCUACUGCUGCUAACUAUUUGCUUUGUCAGAAGAAAUAAAGGAGGAAAAUAUUCAGUGAAAGAAAAAGAAGAUUUGCAUCCAGAUCCCGAAGCUCAAUCAAUAAAAGAUGAAAUCUUUGGGGAAUAUAGUGACAGCGAUGAAAAGCCGCUGAAAGGCAGCCUCCAGUCAAUUAACGGGGACAUUAAAGCCACUGAAAGUGCUGAUAGUCUGGUAGAUUAUGGCGAAGGGGAGCAUGGGAUGUUCAAUGAAGACGGUUCAUUUAUUGGAGCUUAUUCUGGAUCUAAGGAAAAAGGAUCAGUCGAAAGCACUGGGAGUUCUACAGCAACUUUUCCUCUCCACGCCUAAAACAUAAGCAAGAAUGAUUCAUGUUUAAUUGUGAUAUUUAUCCUGAUUAGUACUCCACAGUUGCCAUAUGUGAUUGGAAGCAGGUUGCCAAUUGAGCCAGUCAGGAACCUGACAUCCAGGUAAUAUAAAAAUAAGUCACUGCCACUAAAAGAUGAUUCUCCAUCCUAAUUUCUAGGUCUUUUUUUCUAAUUAAAACAAAACAAUUCUUUACUAUACAAAAUGUCCUGCUCAGUCUUACCAAAACCGAAUUUCUCGGUGUUACAUCUGGGUACUAACUGCUCCUCCCUGUGUUUCUUAGGUUUGGAAUAUGUUUCUCUGCAUAGUAUUUUUGUUUUCCUGUAUGGCUGUUGUCACGUCGUACAUACAUUUAUAUGUAAUAUUCCCUCAUGUACCUUGUAGAGGUAAUAGCACAACAGGAAAAUCAAACAAAACCAACAGGGUACUCUGCCAAGUGACAACAAUGCAUCCUACUGAGAAAAAUGAUAAUUUAAAAUACUGGAGAAAUAUAUUCUAUCUAUUGUAUAAUUUUUCAUAAAGAAAUAAACCCCUUUGCUUAUGAUGCGCUAAAAUUAUUUUAGUGGUUACAGCUGACUGCAAUUACCAAUACUUAGAGAUGCAACUUCAUCCACAGAAAAAUUGCUCUUAAAGGACCAGGCUCUGGCCUCGUGGAUGACUCUUCUGUCCAGUAGCUGGCACUAUUUCCUUAAAUAAGUGAAGCUGCAGUAUCUUUCCUGUGGCAAGGCAAAACAGGGUUCCCAUCCACCAUCGUUAGGAAGUGUUUUAAUUUGUUUUCCCGAGUCUCUGCAAGCUGCAUUUCUAAGCAAAAUGCUUCUCGUCUGUCUCAUAUUUGUAUAUUUGUGCGCUAGCAUCCAUUUCACGGAGACGUUGUACAUAUGAUAUUAAUAUUGACACAAGUAAAAAUCAGCCUUGUUUUAUUUUGAAAUGAGACCUGUUGCUAGCAUGAGUCUGUAUAGCUGUGUAGGAAUGAGUAGAAUUGCUUCUCGAUAUGACUUUGGACCAGCAAAACUAGUUUUCAGAAGGAGUUGUGUGUUUACCAGUCAUAGCAGUCUCACAUCUUUCUAGUAUCGCAUAAAAUAGACCUACCUGACUUUCAAGAGACCAUUUAUUUUCAAGCUAUUCGUUGUUAAAUAAACAAAAGCGAAAGCAAAGAGAAAAUAUUGUGGUAUAGUUCCGUUUAUAUUUUGUUUACUGAACGCUGGUUUAAAUCUGGUUCUUUUCUUUGCCUCUCCGACACUAACUCAGCAAAGCUGCACAGCACAUUUUUUUGGUCUUUUUGUAUUGGAAUCUCCUGAAUUUCUUUAAAAGCAUUUGUAUUUUUGAAUAUGCCUGUUUGAGUAGAGUAUCAAUAUGGCUUUGUUUCUUCUUGCGCUUACAAAUAACUGCCACUGCAAUUAUAAUAUUUUUCAAAUAGUUACUGCGGGAGGGAUAGAUCCUAAAAGCCAUUUUGCAUCGUGGUAGUAAUUAGGCAAAUAUACCCACUGCCUCCUUCAUGUUCUCCAUUACUUCAGUGGAAGAAAGAGAGGAAGCAAGAAUUACUCACAUGGUUAGGAGGUUCCAGUAACGGCCACAAUUAAGACCCGUGAGAUGCCCACAGAAAUGCAGGUUCUUCCCAGAAGAAAGGCCAUGGUUCAUACUCACCUUACACUUGGGCUGCUCCCCAGCACUCAGCCAUUUCUGAAAGCAGUAAAAUGGCCUUUGGUGCUCGAUACUUCUGCAUAUCUGUUCCUCUUUUUUAAAAAAAAGUUGUAGCUUGUAAAGGUCUUUCGCACAGCCACUAUUUGGGAAAAGCAAACCCCAAACAGCCAGCCCGACUGAACCCCCCAGUGGUGCUGUGUGUGUGAGUAUAAAAGGGUGAGUAGAAAUCUGCCCUGAGUCACAAACCACCCCACUGCAAUGCAGUGACCCAAGUCAUUCACUUUUUAUUAUUUAUAAAGUUUUAUGGAACUCGAUGAUCUUCAAGGUCCCUUCCAAUCCGAACAUUUUAUCAUUUCCUGUAAUUCACUCAAUCCAAAUGCUGAAAAAGUCUGAAGUAAUUUUCAUUUUUUCAAAAAAAAAAAAAAAAAUCAUUUGAAAAAGAAGGGAGUGAGUAAUUCGGGAACUGUGACAAUUGGCAUCUCAUCAACAUUUCCCACCAGGAUCUUUAUCAGCUGCCUCUUGUCUGCUGCAGCCCAAACGAGAUAAAGUCUAAGAACUGAUGAGGCUUGUGACAGCCUUUGAUGCAAGCUUUGGGCUGGUUUUAAUGUAUUUUCUUUAGGAAUCACCUGCACCAGCACAUGCUUAAGGGCCUUUGAAAUAGGAACAGAAUUGGGGUGUGCUGUCCCCAUCUCCCCAAAGCCUCCCAGUGUGUGAAGGGCUGUACUGGACCCCGGCAGAGAUCUCCCAGACACUGGGCAGAGCAUCCCAAUGGGUGAGGCUGGAUGUGACCCCAGUCUUCUGUUUCCAUGUGUUUUGGGUCGCUGCAGAUCAACUAGACUCAUUGUCCCAGAAAAUGCCUAUGUUAAACAGACACAAAUUUCAGAUCCUAUUAGCGAGUGUCAAAUUAUCGAAUAAUGACUAUAAAUCCCCUGUGCUAUCACUGGCUCUGUUGCUGCUAAGAGAUGUUUAUGACAUUCCUGUGAUGUGUUCCUCAUCUGUGCUGGUGUGAGUGCUUUUUCUAUUAAAAUUUUAAUUCAGAUCCUGAAAUCUUAAUGUUGGUGUUCCACGAUGCCUCGGGGCCUAAAAAUCAUACAGUGACAAAAAGAUGUGCAAUGGAAUUUGUACAGUGCACACUGACUUUUGAGGAAUAUGCCCAAUGAAUAUUAAACAAAUGGCUAAAACUCCUGGGGAAUCUCACUCACCUGAGCUUUUUUUCUCUUUCUCAAUCAUUUAUUUUCCUUUUUUUUCUCUUCCCAUUGGGGUUUUAUUUUCUAUCGUAAGGGUACAACUCAUACAGUGUACCUUGGAAGGUGCAGGACACUGAUGGGAUUUUAGAGAUUUGCUUUCAAAAGUAAACUAACAGAGCACGCUCACAUUUUCCUGAGCAGUUUUUUGUCAUUCUCGCUGCAUUUUUUCUCGGGCAGCCUGUUAGAGGUGAGAGGAAGCAUGGCCAUGUAGGGUGAAUAAAAAUUAUCACCAACUGUAAUGCAGUUUGAAAAUAGUACAUUAAAUAACUAUUAUUUUUUUUUUAAACUCUGGCCAGGAGUGUUUAUUAAAAUUAGUUGAUGGAAAUCUGUGGUGAUUUCAUUAAUUAAUACCUAGCAGGGAAUUUCAGGCUGCCUGCUGGGAGGAAGGAAAUCAGGGAUGGCCAGCCUUAUGAGACAGGGGAUUAUUAAUUAUCCAGUGCCGUGGCUGUUGGCUUGGUCAUGUUGGGUUCUGAUUCACUGUUACGUUUUGCUGGUGGUACAAGUGUGAGGGGGGAGAUGACACUUUCAGAUUUGAUAUCUCAGUCAACCCGGGAUGCAAUUUCAUCCGGCAAGGUGGAAGCAUUGCCCUGGCCCCAGGAAUCCUGGCUUGUGGAUUCAAGCAGCCUCCCCUGGAACAAGGGGGAUGUUUCUCAAAAAGUUGUGUGCAUAAGAUAAAGCAAAUAAAAAAGCAAAAAGACUGUGCAUAAGAUAAAGCAAAUAAAAUCAGCUCCUCCUGAGUAAUGGAGGGAAAAAAGCCCCGUGUGCUAGCUCUUGUGCAAGUGAGCUGUUUGCAUGCACAGAGCAGCCUAGUAUUGAUUUAGGAUGGAUUAUAAUUGACCUAAGUUUUCAUAAAAAAAAAAAAAUAUAUAUAUAUAUAAUUUGCACAAUCAAGAACUUGUAGGAAUGGCCCCAGCUUCAUUCUCUGGCAAAUUUUGGGGACCCAGUCUCAAGAAAUCCUCACACUUGACUCUGCCCUUCAGCAAAGAUAAUUGUUCGGGACUGGUAACGAAGCCCUUCUGGGGCUGGAUCUUUAGGAACAGUAGAAAUAGGAACCAAAUCUGAAAGUGACUUUCCCCUCGGAUAAAGAUGUGAGUGUAUCUAUAAUAAAUUAAAAAGCCUUCUUUGUAACUGAAGUUUUAAUUGUAUCUAAUUAGCAUAUCAUUUCAUGAUUUGUGAUAUUUGUUCUGUUGUGUUACUAUUACACUAGUUUUUAAUGAGUAGCUCUUUUUCUUACUACUUCCACUGACUGAAGGGGUCAGACCGAUGCAUGAGAAGUUUUAAUAAAAGUUUUCAGGCCAAUUUUAUUUUUGAGAUGAAAACAAAUACUAGCACAAUCUUUCUAUAUAAAAAGGUGGGGUUUUUUAACAGUAAUUCCACAUUCAGUUUUGUAAAGCUAGAUUAAAAUUCACUGAUCCUUGUGUGCUUCUGAAAGGAAAUCUCAUCAUAAUUUUUUAUAGUCAUUAUGUUGCAGACGAGUGGUAAAUCUAGAUUAUUUUACGUACCUGUAAGUACGGAUAUAAAGAAGGGAAAUUCUUCAUGGCAAGAGAAUUUCCUUUGUUUGACAGUGGAUCAAGCCCUCAGCUGCAUCUCUGUUAACGUAUAGGAUUUAAAAAUAAGGCAUAUAAACCGGGUUGAGGUACCAGUACAUGUUUACAUUGCAGCUCCAUAUCUUUCAUGUAAAAGUCUCAAGCAAUCUGCACUGAUUUGUUCAGUUUUCAGGCAGGAACCAGUAGGCGGGUUUGAGCCAAAGCGUACUGUCUAGUUUCGUUUUUUAUUAUUAUUACUUUGAACAAGAUACUUUGUAAUUUCACGAGAAAAGAUCAAAGCAAAUGUGGUGUCACCGUUACAAUGUUACUUUUUGAGCUAAAUGUUAGCGUGCAUUUAUUAAAGUUUAGAGAAACGUGUUGUACUGUAGUUGCUGUUUGUAUCAUGCAUAUGUGCAUGUAUGGUUUUACAAGAUAUUUUCAUUUUACAUGAAAUACAACUUUGCUAAUAAAAGUUUGACUUGAUGUAAUCUUCAAAA
Molecule: messenger RNA, 9036 nt
Organism: Calidris pugnax (ruff)
Lineage: Eukaryota; Metazoa; Chordata; Aves; Charadriiformes; Scolopacidae
Gene: CHL1
Product: cell adhesion molecule L1-like
Exons: 27
Coding region: 433-4110 (1225 amino acids)
Biological process (GO): brain development; cell-cell adhesion
Molecular function (GO): cell-cell adhesion mediator activity
Source: RefSeq, a predicted model, not a curated record